This is a messenger RNA of Dermacentor silvarum, 954 nucleotides long. RefSeq names its product scoloptoxin SSD976. The transcript has a single exon. Lineage: Eukaryota; Metazoa; Arthropoda; Arachnida; Ixodida; Ixodidae. Bases 1 to 954 code for a protein of 317 amino acids. The record is from RefSeq and is a predicted model, not a curated record.
AUGCGUUGGCUUACGUGGCUAUUGGCUCCGCUGCUGCGAGUCAUCCACGCCCAAGUUACAAAUGUGACACCCCCGAUACCGAAGCCGGCCGACUUCUGCAAGUUUCCGUACAACCAGACGCACGUCAUGUGCCAAAACCCGCUCAGCAAAUGCGUCACCUUCUUCACCAACGCGUCGUUCAUGAACGAGAGCAUCUUGUGGGUGCACAACCACUACCGGAGCCACCUGGCGCUGGGCCGGCUGUCCGACUUCCCAUCGGCCAGAAACAUGCUCAUGAUGCGCUGGGACGAAGAGCUGGCCCGAGUGGCCGAGGCCAUCGGAAGGCUCUGCGUGGGUAGCUCGGGCAACGUGCGACCGACGGGCCAAUUUCAGUACUCCACGGCCGACUUCCCAGUCGUGGGUUUCAACAUUCACGCCCAGUGGACCAACCAGAUCACGAUGCCCAUCAUCUGGCGCUUCGUGGUGCGCGACUGGUUCGAUGAGAACCUCUUAUUCCCGAAGGAAAACAUUCGCGUCUUCAACGAGGUGCCCAACAUCUACGAAUUCAGCCAGCUCGUGGCGGCCAACGCCUACGCCGUCGGCUGCAGUUACACGCGCAACAACGUACCGGACAUAGCGAGGGCGACCAAGAACGUAUUCAUCUACGUCUGCCUCUACGGACCCAAGGGCUACGAAAAGGGUAAGCCGCUGUACCUGCCCGGUCCGACCUGCUCGCAUUGUCCGGACGACACGGUGUGCAACGCUUCCCUCGGGCUCUGCGUGCUCAAGAAUAAAAAGCCCGGAGCCACCAAGCCGCCGCCCCUCGAGGAGGCGCCGCGCCCCGGAGGUCCGGACUCCGACGGCCACGAAGAACCCGUCGAGGACUCGGCCCCGGAAGCAUUCGCCAUCGCCGUCGCGCCCCCGCUGGCAGCGGCCGCGUUGGCCAUCUACCUGUGGCGCCAAGGUGUGGCCUGA